AUGAAGUCUCUCCAGAUUGAGCAAUGUGAAGAUGCAACGCAUCUCGUGCACGGACAAGAUCAAACUUCCCAAGAAAAUCCUAUUCUCAAAAGCUUAGAAACAUUGAUAAUAUACCACAAUGAUAAUUUCCAAGAGAUAUGUCCCGGUGAACUACCAGAAGGAUCUUUUGGAAAGCUGAAGUUCUUCCGUGUGCAACAGUGCCUGUCCUUGGUUAAACCUCUCCUUCCUUCAACUUUGAUAAAGAAUCUCAACAAUCUCGAAAGGGUUGAAGUGGAUGGAAAUCCUGUGUCAGAGCUUUUCAAGUUUGAUGAACCGAGGCCACAAUCUUACUUCUUGACCAGACUGAAAGAAUUGAAGUUGAACAAUUUGUAUAGACUUGAACACAUAUGGAAUGGUCCUGUGGAGCAUGCAAAGUUGAACACAUUGUUCCAAGGUUUGUCGCAGUUGGAAGAGCUCUAUGUGGAGAAUUGUCCAAAAUUGGAGAACGUAAUUGUGAAGGAUGGUACUGAACAGGAAGCAAAACCAUUCCCUCUCUUGAAGAAAUUAUCCCUUAUUUCUCUGCCAAUGCUUACCUCAAUCUAUGGAGGGAGUGAAACCAUCCAAUGGCCUUUACUCAAAGACAAGCUUGUAAAAUAUUGUGACAAGUUUUCAGGCUUCCAACCUCCACAGCAACUGCCAAUUGCAGCGGAUUCAAUGUUGCAAAUCAACAUUGAAUCUCCCUAG
Ziziphus jujuba (common jujube) is the source of this 723-nucleotide messenger RNA. RefSeq lists its product as uncharacterized. The coding region runs from base 1 to 723 and encodes 240 amino acids. The transcript has 2 exons. NCBI's taxonomy places the organism in Eukaryota, Viridiplantae, Streptophyta, Magnoliopsida, Rosales, Rhamnaceae. The record is from RefSeq and is a predicted model, not a curated record.